Molecule: messenger RNA, 1371 nt
Organism: Salvia hispanica
Lineage: Eukaryota; Viridiplantae; Streptophyta; Magnoliopsida; Lamiales; Lamiaceae
Gene: URED
Product: urease accessory protein D
Molecular function (GO): nickel cation binding
Source: RefSeq, a predicted model, not a curated record
CAUUUUUGCAGUGCAGAUUCUGAUUCUAGUGUAAUUUAGAGAAUAUUGGUGGUAUUUAAUGUAGAGUUUUCUUGUAAGAUAGAAAAGAAAGGUAGUGUAGUGGCGUUAUAGUGUUAUAUUCCAAUAUUCAUCAUUAAUCUAGCUCUAGCAGACUUCACUAUUUGUUCGAUACGAUUGCAGAUUACAAAAAAAAAUAUGUUCUCUUCUCAUUUCAUCUGAAUAGGAGUACUAAUAAAAUAUUGUUUCCUGUAUAAAACCCUCACACAAGGGUAUGUGCUGAGGAGAGAGAGAGGAUGGAGAGAGGAAAGUUGAUUGUGGAGAAGGUACAAGGGAAGUCCACUCUAACUCGCUGCUUCUCCAAGUACCCCAUGAAAUUCAUCGUCCCCAAUAAGGUGGGCUCCUCCCAAACCGAUGUAGUCUGGAUUUACACCAUCACCUACGGCGGCGGCAUCGUUUCUGGCGAUUCGAUUGCUUUUGAUUUUACGGUGGCGGAUUCCUGUAUUGCAGUUUUGACAACUCAAUCUUCUACAAAGGUUUACAAGUCUAUUGCCUCCAAAUGUUCUCAACAGCUGCUGGAGGCGAGCAUUGGGCGAGAUGCUCUGUUGGUGGUGAUACCCGAUCCAGUAACUUGCUUCUCCACUGCAAGAUAUUCUCAGACACAGAACUUCACACUUGCGACUGAUUCGAGCUUGCUCUUGGUAGACUGGAUAACUAGUGGCCGCCAUGAAAGAGGCGAAAAAUGGGCAUUUUCUUACUACAAAAGCACUAAUCGCAUUCUUCUACAAGACGGUGAACCUGUAUUUCUUGACACGACAUUGUUAGAGCAACCAACUCAUGGAGCUAUUAGUGAUCGCAUGAAAGAUUACCAAGCAAUAGCCAUGAUUGUGCUUUUGGGGCCUAAGUUGCAGCAAAUUCAGAAGCAAACUGAGGAAGAUGUCAAGAAGAUAAUGUCUCAGCAGUUCCACUUUCCUUCGAGUAGUUCCUCUAAACCAGACAUGAAGCCAACUUUUGUUGCCUCUUGCAGUAGGUUUGGUCCUAAGGGGAUGGGAGUCGUGGUUCGUGUUGCAUCCAUGACGACUGAAGCCAUUUACAGCUUCCUGCAACAUCAGUUGGCAUCUAUGGAAGAGCUGCUCGGAGCUCCCCCAUACCGCUAGCCAAAUUACCUACUUUUCUGUCGUUUUUUUGUCCAACAAGGGUGUAACAAGCAAGCUUGUUCGGUGUUUGAGAUGAGUUCGGUUUUGUUGUAUUUAGUCGAGUUGGUAGACAUGCUGACACGAGAAUAAAAUUUGUAACCAUGACUCGCAUCUUACCAAAAUUGUGUUGAACAUGUUUAAUUUUGUGUUUCUGAAAUGCACGAAAAUCAUUCUUGUA